This is a messenger RNA of Bolinopsis microptera, 2745 nucleotides long. Its product is annotated as endoplasmic reticulum aminopeptidase 1-like. Gene Ontology annotation, biological process: peptide catabolic process; proteolysis. Gene Ontology annotation, cellular component: cytoplasm. Gene Ontology annotation, molecular function: zinc ion binding; metalloaminopeptidase activity; peptide binding. The record is from RefSeq and is a predicted model, not a curated record. NCBI's taxonomy places the organism in Eukaryota, Metazoa, Ctenophora, Tentaculata, Lobata, Bolinopsidae.
AAGAGCAGAUGUACUAGAGGUAAGAUCUGCGGAGUGACCAUGUUGGGUGUUACCCUACUCCUGACCUCAAUAGUAGUCACAGUCACUGUUUACCCCUACUUCCCCCGGUCAUGUGACACAGCUACUGGUCUCCUGCCUGGUGAUAUUAUCCCUGUACACUAUGAUCUUUGGCUAUAUCCUGAUCUUACCACCUUAACUUUCCAAGGAAAAGUUGAGAUACAGAUAAAGGUGCUCAAAAGAACGAAAUGUAUCGUGUUGAACUCACUCGACCAAAACAUAACGGAUAUUAAACUGAAGCAGAAGGACGGGACCCUGCUUAUGACAGAGGACUUCUCUUUUGUAUCAGAGCACGAGUUUCUAGUGAUCCCUCUGCGAGCGAAGCUAGAGGAAGAGGAGUACACACUGGUGAUAGAGUACGAGGCGGAGGUGCGGCACGCCCUCAAGGGUUUCUACCGCUCUUAUUACACAACCAGUUCCGGGGAGAAAAGAGUUGCAGCAGUGACUCAGUUCGAGGCGUCGUACGCGCGCCACGCCUUCCCCUGCUUUGACGAGCCUCAGUAUAAAGCCACAUUUACCAUCUCCAUCGUGAGGGACACGGAGCAUACAGCUCUCAGUAACAUGCCAAAGAACGCGACAGUAGCAUACGGAAAGGAUGGUUUAUUGUUGGACACGUUCGAGAAAAGUGUUAAAAUGAGUACUUAUUUAGUUGCUUUUAUGGUUAUGGACUUCACAAGUCGAUCAACUACCACAUCUUCUAAUGUGCUGAUACGGAUCUGGUCUCGCUCGGAAACGGAACACCAGACUGAGUACGCUUUGGAAUGCGCUAAGAAACUCCUGGAGUACUACGAGGGUUUAUUUGGAAUUCCAUUCCCUCUUCCUAAACAAGAUCUGGUAGCAGUGCCUGACUUUAACAGCGGUGCAAUGGAGAACUGGGGGUUAAUUACCUACAGAGAGACCAGUAUAUUGUACGACAAAAAAGAGACCAGUAACUCAUUUAAAAGACGUGUUGUGAGUGUUAUUGCGCACGAACUGGCCCAUCAGUGGUUCGGCAAUCUCGUCACUAUGAAGUGGUGGAAUGAUCUGUGGCUAAAUGAAGGGUUCGCUAGCUACAUGGAGUACGUUGCCAGUGAUGUGGUAAAACCUGAGAUGGGCAUGCAAAUGUACCUACAGAAGAAUGGAAUGCAGCGUGCUUUAAGUGCUGACUCCUUCUCAAACUCUCACCCAAUUUCAAGCGAGGCUAACAACCCAGCGUCAAUUGCGGAGAUGUUUGACGCUAUUUCUUACAGAAAGGGGGCAUGUAUAAUACGUAUGUUGAACGAAGUUUUGGGAGAUAAGUUGUUCUACGAGGGUAUCAACAGUUACCUCACUACAUACGAGUAUUCCAACGCGGAGCAAGGUCAACUCUACACCGCUAUUAACGAGACUGCUAAACACAUGGAUCAAGCAAUAGACAUCGGCGAGUUCAUGGGAAGUUGGACGCUACAGAUGGGUUACCCUAUAGUUCAUGUGAAACUAACUGGAGAAAACAAAGUCCAGAUUUCUCAGACGAAAUACAAGUUCCCCGGCGAAGUGGAGACUGAGUCCCCCCUCGGUUAUAAAUGGCACAUACCGUUCUGGUACCAAACAAACGAGGAAACUGGAAGCAACAAGUUCCUCUGGGUAUCUGAAGACUCGGUAGAGUUUGAGACAAAAGAGAACACCAAGUGGAUCCUGGGAAACUCUCUAGCAAGAGGCUUCUACAGAGUCAACUACGAUGCGGAGAACUGGGGCAAGAUUAUAGAUUUACUACACAACAGUCAUACAGUCUUUCAUGAAGUGGACAGGAUGAAGAUUAUAGACGAUUUGACGUCCAUCAGCCAGGUAGUAGAUGAUGUGGAUAUAACACUGGCGCUUGAAGCAAGCUUGUACUUGAGGAAUGAGUUAUCUCUAUACACUCUUACAGGAAGUCUUACCUCACUUUCUAGAAUCAUUGGUAAGCUAGCGGUGCUUGAAGAGUACGGUGACGAGAUCAACUCCUUCUUCCUCCACAUAAUGGAACCUGUCGUUAAGAGGAUAGGAUUGGAGCCUAAAGAAGACGAUGACUUUCAAACAGGGUUGUUCCGCGGGGAGAUCCUGACAGAAGUAGCUCAACACGGUUACCAGCCAGCUGUAGAUUAUGCACACAAGCUGUAUCAAGAACACAUCUCUACUGGACAACAGGUAGAAGCUAAUCUGUACGCUUUUGUGUACGCGACAGUAGCUAUGAACUGUACCGAGAAGGAGUGGGAAGCUAUUUUCCAGGAGUACACUAAGGAAUCCCUGCAGAGCAAGCAAAGAUAUCUUAUGAAGGCGUUAGCGUCCACUUUUAAUGUGGACAUCGUCAAGAAACUCCUCAAAUACACCAUGGAUGAGAAGAUGAUCAGAAGACAAGACGCCAGGAUUGUUCUGAUGCACAUAUCUAUGGGAAGCUACCCGGCCAACUACGCUACCUGGGACUUUCUCAGAGAGAACUGGGCCUUCUUCUAUGAAGAGUUUGGUCACACUAACUCAGGGUUCGACCUGCUCAUAGAAUCUGUUAUCGGCCAGUUUUACAAAAAGGAAGAUAUAGAUGAAGUUAACAAGUUCUUUGAUAACAAGGACGAUUUGGGCAGCAUUGAGAGAGGAGUUAAAAAAGGUCUAGAAGCAGCCUCACAUCGGAGAGAGUGGUUGAAGAAACAUAAAGAGCAUGCUGGAGGCUGGUUAAAAGUUAACUUCCCCCGAGACUAG